Molecule: messenger RNA, 1158 nt
Organism: Diospyros lotus (date-plum)
Lineage: Eukaryota; Viridiplantae; Streptophyta; Magnoliopsida; Ericales; Ebenaceae
Exons: 4
Coding region: 1-1158 (385 amino acids)
Source: RefSeq, a predicted model, not a curated record
AUGACAGGUGUUAGAGGACGAUAUCGUGCAGGACGCAGUGGUUCUAGACCUAACUCGUCUGGGUUUACUACUGCUUCCACCUCAUCUACUGCAGCACCACAUAUUUCGGGAGAUAUUUCACCAGCCUCCCUCCCAUCAGCAUCUCCUGUUGCUACUCCUGCAGUUACUUCUUCACCGACCCUUCCUGCAGAGUCACCAGUACAUCCAUCAUCUCACUCGACUGCCAGUCAUUUUACAUCCGACCCAUUACAUGUUAUAGAGCAAGAUGGCGAUGGAAGCAUCUUUUGUCGUACAAUAAAUAUCUCCCAUAUUAUAUCGACAAUCUCCAAGAAACGUCUUCAUAAGGAAGGUCAUGUUUGGAAAGAAGUGCCUUCGGAGAUAAAGGGCAUGUAUUGGGAUGAAUUUGUGAAAAUUUUUCAGUGGGAUCCUGCAAUUGAUGCAUUAGUGAGAAGAGAGUGGGCACAAAAAGCAGCGAAACGAUAUAUCGACAACAUUCAUAAGUGGCAUGCCAAUGGAAAACCGAUCUUUGUGCCAGAUGAUGUUUGGGAUAGCUGGAUGCAGAAAUGGGAACAAGAUGAAGCUUUCAAGAAACGGUUUGCACAAGCAUCGCUGAACCGUUUGAGUGAGACAGGUGGCCUUGGGGCUGGUCCUUCCCGUCAUACUGGGGGUUCUAUAUCUUCAGCAGAGCAUAAAAGACGAAUGGAAAUGUAUGGACAGUUGCUAGAGCAAGCAACUCAACCAAAUGAAGGGUCUGAGGAGCCUCAGCAGCCAGAUUGCGAUCAGAUAUUCAUCCAGGCUGCUGGGGGGAAAAAUAAGAAGAAGAGGAUUUACGGCACGGGAUCUUUAUCCCAAUCAAAAUUUUCUGACGUUGGCAGCUCAUCCUCUGUCUCAUCUAGUCUUAAUGAAAACCCAGUUAUACAAGAAAUGACAGAGAAAUUAAAAGUGCAGUCAGACCAGAUAAAUUCGCAGGCGGAGCAGAUAAAUUCACAAGCAGAGCGGAUAAAUUCGCAGGCGGAGCAGAUUAAUUCGCAAGCUCAUGAGCUGAGCGAUGUUCGACGACAGAUGUUUGAGAUGCGAUUUUUGAUUGAACAACUUACUGCAUCUACUCGUGGUAUUGUUCCUUCUUCUUCUUCUUCUCAGCCACAAUCGACUUAUUAA